Messenger RNA from Exophiala bonariae, 357 nucleotides. RefSeq lists its product as uncharacterized. The record is from RefSeq and is a predicted model, not a curated record. The transcript has a single exon. The coding region runs from base 1 to 357 and encodes 118 amino acids. Lineage: Eukaryota; Fungi; Ascomycota; Eurotiomycetes; Chaetothyriales; Herpotrichiellaceae.
AUGUCCGGGUUGUUACAAAGGCUGCAAAGACGAGUGUGGAAAAUUGCAGUGCUUUUACUCCUGUUCAUCGACUUCUUAAAUAUCCUGGCAGCACAGCAUGCUUUAGGACGGAUCCGUCCAAUUGUUGCACAAAGUGGCAGCUGGGACGAUUCGAAGGGCGCCUUGAGACAACUUGAUGCGCUUCUAGACUCGCUUCAUGUCAACUGGACGAUUGUUCUAGACGGAACUACUCAUACUGAUGAGAUUGCGAAGCAACCAGGAUCCACUGGCUGGAUUGCCACCCCUAGGGGCACGACAGAAUUGAGACGCAUUCCAUACCUUUCACGCAUGCGGAAUCUAUCUUCUCAAACCGCUUGA